AUGAAGAAUACAUUUGAAGUCACAGCUGUGGGUGAGUUUUUCAUACAGCUACCAUCUGACGUCGUCCUGUCCCUGUUCCGGGCAGUAGACCUUCAGGUAGACAGUGAAGAGACUGUCCUCAAGGCGAUUGGAAGGUGGGUCGGUCCACUGAGCAAAGUGGAUGAAACACGAGUGGUGUACGCGGCAAAUAUGAUGAAGGAAAUGCGGUGGUAUCAAGUUGAUGCCGACUUCCGAUAUCGGCUCGAUGAUGAGGAUGGCUUUUGGAAUACAAAUAUGGAAUGCUUGUAA
This is a messenger RNA of Dibothriocephalus latus, 288 nucleotides long. Lineage: Eukaryota; Metazoa; Platyhelminthes; Cestoda; Diphyllobothriidea; Diphyllobothriidae. The record is from the annotation of a GenBank genome assembly.